UGUCAUCCUUUGUAUUGUACUAAAGUUAUUGUAGGUUAUGUUUUUAUUAUUCACUCCAUCAAUUCCAUUUCAACUCAGUGUCUGAUGAAAAGUUGUGCAAUUAUAACUUACACCCGAACAACUCUCCAAAAAGUCAAUGUGAAUGUGGUCGCUGCCUUUUAAAGCUUUGCAGAAGUGUAAGAUGUCUCACAAAACAUUAAUAGACUUCGUGGUGAAAUACCACACACCACGUUUGUUGAAUAACGUUGUAUUCUUCCCGAGCAAUGGGAACUCAUAUUUCGGCCGAAGAUUAAUGGUGCCUUUGUCUUCAUCAACACCUAAGGUACAAUCGCCGAGGAAUUUCAGUACAAGUUCACCAAAAAUCAAUGAAGUGCAACUAAACCAGAAGCCUAAGAAAACGGAGGGAAGUUUUCAACUAAUGUUCACUUGUAAGAAAUGCAACACAAGAAACUCGAAGUUUAUCUCAAAGCUAGCUUAUUACAAAGGAGUUGUUAUUGUGAUCUGUGAAGGCUGCGAAAACAAACAUUUGAUUGCUGACAAUCUGAAUUGGUUCACCGAUAUGAAUGGCAAGAAAAACAUUGAAGACAUCAUGGCUGAAAAGGGUGAGACGGUACAGAAGAUAAUGUCAUCAGACCUGGAAUUUAUUGCUAUGGAAAUGGCUAAAACUUUGGGGAAGGAUGAAGAAAAAUUACUGUUAAAAGAUGAAAAGUGAUGGAAAUAUACUUGUUUAAGUUUG
Molecule: messenger RNA, 736 nt
Organism: Helicoverpa armigera (cotton bollworm)
Lineage: Eukaryota; Metazoa; Arthropoda; Insecta; Lepidoptera; Noctuidae
Product: DNL-type zinc finger protein
Exons: 1
Coding region: 143-712 (189 amino acids)
Biological process (GO): protein stabilization; protein import into mitochondrial matrix; protein folding
Cellular component (GO): mitochondrion
Molecular function (GO): protein-folding chaperone binding; zinc ion binding
Source: RefSeq, a predicted model, not a curated record